Molecule: messenger RNA, 1352 nt
Organism: Ilex paraguariensis (yerba mate)
Lineage: Eukaryota; Viridiplantae; Streptophyta; Magnoliopsida; Aquifoliales; Aquifoliaceae
Source: the annotation of a GenBank genome assembly
CGUAUACAGCCCAUCACCAAAACAGCUAUUCUCCAUCUGAGAAAUUCCAAAUGGAAGAGGACUACCCUUCAAUUCCAAUGGAGAGAACAAGGAAGAUUAUAAGAAGAUCAAUAUACACUUUCCUUCAAAAUUAUAGCUACUACACCACCACUGCAGCCCUCCUCGCGCUCCCGUUCUCUGCCUCAAUCCUCCUCUCUCAAGCUCUAGUCCCCUCAUCAUCUGUCCUACCACCAAUUCACCACCGCCUUGCAUCUCUUUUUCAUGCUGCAGGGUUUCCUCCCUCAUCAGAGUUCUUCACCAUCCUCAGUCUCAAGCUCUCUCAAACCAUCACUUCCUCCAUUGUUGUCCUUCCUUUCACCCUCUCUCUCCUCCUAAUUGCUAAGGCCUCCAUAAUCCAAUCCUUCAGUCACCAAAAACAAUCUGUCCAGACACCAUUUUCUCAAUUCAUAUCACUUUACAGUCACCUCCUCCACACCCAAGUUUGGAAUUCAUUUGUCAUCCUCUCUGCAAAUGCAACUUGCUUUGCAAUCCUAUUUUUCGCCUUCAAUUUUCUUGAUGGAUUCGCCCUCUCAUCGCCCACCUCCCUCCUCUUCCUCUCGGCCUCUGGAGCUGUUCUUUACUCCAUCAUCCUUGCCAAUGCUCUCAUUAUCUGUAAUAUGGCAUUGGUACUAUCGGGGAUCGAAAAUUGUGGGGGUUAUAUUUCGAUCCUCAAGGCUUGUGUUUUGAUCCGGGGAAGAACUGCCACUGCAUUAUCAUUAGCUCUGCCUGUCAAUAUGGCCCUGGCUGCAGUCGAAGCCUUGUUCCAAUACCGGGUCGUGAGGGCUUAUCAUCAUACCGAUAAUCUCACUACUUCUAUGGCUUUCGAGGGGAUGUUUAUCGCUUACUUGUAUUCCAUCCUCAUUGUUCUUGAUACAGUUAUUGGUUGUGUGUUCUUUCAGAGUUGUAAAUCAGCUUCCAGUAUAGAUCAGGAGCGCAGAAUCUCUUUUUGGAUUGAAAUUGAAGAGGGAAGUGCCAAUUCUUAUCAAAAGGCCAAGAUUUUACAAGAGCUUCCAUGAAUUUUUUGUGAUUAUCAACAGGAAAUAUUCUAUGGAUAUUCAUUUCUUCAUCAGAAAGAGGGUGAAAUGAAUUUAGAAAAAUAAAAGGCAGUAUGUGCAAAUUUAGAUAGUCUGUGAAGUGUGAAGUAAUUUCAACAGAAGGCAUAAAGGGAAGGGAUAAUGUAAGCUAUUUAAGAAAAAGCCUGUUUCAUUCCCUUGUUUUGUUUUUUCUAUACACCUCCUUUUUCCUUGUAGAUUGGCAACUUCUAUACAUUGUAAAUGAACUUGAACUGUUUUUGCAAUGAUUUUUAUGGUGGG